Molecule: messenger RNA, 2907 nt
Organism: Thalassophryne amazonica
Lineage: Eukaryota; Metazoa; Chordata; Actinopteri; Batrachoidiformes; Batrachoididae
Product: protein FAM124A
Exons: 5
Coding region: 145-1818 (557 amino acids)
Source: RefSeq, a predicted model, not a curated record
UUUCCACACAAGUCUGUAGUCAAAGAGAGAGACAGAGACAGACAGAGUCAGAGACAGAAAGAGAGUCACAGUCAGAGAGUGAGAUGGAGAGUCAGAGACAGACCGAAGCUGCAGACAGAGUGUGUGUCAGCAGGCUGCAGUGAGAUGAAGAGGAGCUCGGCUGAAGAUGACUGCGUGGACUCUGGAGCAGAGACUGGAGGGUCUGAUCACAGCCCGUUGUCCUCAGCUAGCAGUGAGUUGUCCAUGGGUGAACUCCAGGAUCCUUUCCUCGUCAGUGUCCACCUCAUUGCUGACCCGGGCCAGGCCAGGUUUCUUCAGCUUGCUGUCAAUGGAGUGCUGUCGUGGGUCCAUCCUGAGCUGCACCUCUUCCGUGUCUCAGAGCGCGCUUCCACCUUCCAGCGGUCUCGGGCCAAGUGGCGUCAGAACUCGGAUGCAAACUGUCAAGCAGCAAUGGCGGUCAUCCUUUUCCUCCAGGAGGCAUCUGGUGGUGAGGAGAAGUUACUGACACUGCACCGCGUGUUCCAGCGCUCACCGUGGUGCUACCACCAUACUGAGAAGGUCAGCAACGGAAGACACAUGUUGCCGUUAACACCGUGCAGUCAGGACUUUUACACCCUGUCCCCUGGCACGCCACUUUGGGCUGUGCGGCAGGUCCAUUAUGGGAAGGAGAUAGUACGAUUUACUGUGUACUGUUGCCAUGAAAAUUACAUGGACAUGGUGCGACUGUACAAGUUGCUUCUGCAGAGGAAGGUGGCACAGAAGAAGGAGGACUUCUGCUUUUUUGUGGUCUAUUCUAACCCAGAUGUGGAGAUCCAACUUUCAUUUAAAAGGCUCCCACGGGGCCAAAGUCCAGUGACCAUGGACUCAGCAGUGAUGGAAGUGAGAGUACGGGACGUCGGAGCACUGGUGCCUUUGCUGCCACACGCCUGCAGCCCCAUCAGUGAUUUACGCUGGCAGACAGAGGACUAUGAUGGAAAUAAGAUCCUGCUGCAGAUCCAAGCUGCUCACUACAAACACAAAAAGGAUGCCUUGUACAUAUCGCUAUCAUCUGAGUCAUCCUCGGCUCCAUCAACCUUUGCUCGCAGUUCUGCCUCAUACAAGAACCGCCGAUACCAUCGAGGAGCAUCACGUCCCAGAGUGGAGCACCAGGCCUCCCGCACCUCCCUCCCUUUGGCCUGUGAGGAGCAGGAGGAGCAAGAUACCUGGGCAGACCCACGGCAUCCAGAGGGAUGUAGGAUCCAGUGCAGGAACCACCGAUCAGGCUCUCUCUUCUCUCUGCCCAACCUUGGCUCAGCCAGCUCCCGCUCCACAUGCUCCUCUCCUGGGGUGUCCCCUACUCCCCACCGUGGGAACCACUCCUUCACCCGGAGCUCCUUCCUCAUCCCACCCUUCCGACUUAAUGUGGAUGCUCUGAUUGGGGCAGAGGAGACAGAUAUAGACACAGGGAACAAAGUAAAUGUCAGCAGCAGUGUGGACCUCACAGUGGUGUCUGCGUACAUCAAAUCCAGCCUUCCACUGACUCCACGGCCUUCAUCAGCACCGCCAGAAGAUUUGGGCUGCUCCUUCUCAUCUGACGUCCCGGAGGGUGCUUACAAAACAUCAACACUGGGCCGGAUUCCUUUUUCUGGCGGCAUGACAACUUCGACCUCUCUGAGGUCAUGCCCCCAAAGCACCUGCCAGACCACUAACGCUGGUCGAUCUCUGAAUGAUGUUUCCGUCAGCCAAUCAGUAAACUCCCACAGUGUUGGUUCUGCACUGGUUGAAAAGAGGAGUUACCAGACAGAUAUGGCUGAAGAAGUCCAAGAAUUCUACAUUUGAUGGCUUGUAACUUUAGCAAAGCCAGAUGAAGCCAUUAAAAUGAGCUGCCAAACCCUGUUACCCCUGAACCCCAACAGCCCCGCUGACCCCGAAGGUGCACACUGCAGACACACGUACUAGCAGCACUGUAGCCUGUCUUCUGGCUCCACUUACUCCUUGUUUCAUGCCAUUGUUAUGACUCGAUAGCUGAUUCAGAUAGUUCUAUUCUCAGCAAAUGCAAUAGACAAUCACCAGAAAUUAUUUUCGUACUGCAUUCAUAUGCUGGAGCUAUACAGCAGACAGUACACCAGAAGAUUCCACCAGUGCUGGCUGUGAGCAUGUGCCAUCAAAAGCUUUUUUUUCUGUUUUCAGCUUGUAGCAGAAAAAAAGCACAAAUUAGAUUCUUGAUAUGUCAGUAUAUUAUCACUGCACACAUAGUUGCAAUGGUAAUUCAAGAAUGUCAGCUGGAAAAUGUGGUGAAGGAGAAGCUGCAGUGUGGAUGUCCAAACUUCAACAGAGUCUUAUGGAUUCUGCAUUUUGUAGCUUCCUUUUGUGUAUCCCUCAUUAGUUCUUUCAGCACCUUUUUUUUGUUCCAGCAGUGAUCUUUUUCUUCCAUCUUCUGGUUGAAGUCCGGUUCCCACAGCAGACCCGGUACAGAUCCACAGAUGUCCUAUCUGUUGCAACUUCAGUGCUGUGAUCACAGAAAAGCAUACUCACAGCUCUUGGUGUUCCCAAAAUACUAAUCAGGACCUACCUACCCUGCUUCUCUUCUGAGAUCUGACGGACUCUGAUGCAGACACGCCAGCAUUUUUGCUGCAACUUUUUCAACAGGAAAUGAAGUAUCGAGUUUAAAUAUGUAGGGUUAAACAACAGCAGUUUAAAACUUCACCACUUCAUUCAUCUGCCUUUCCCCACAGCAGUGCCCCCUAGAGGAGCUAAACUGACUUUGCAGUGAGUAAAGACCCACUCCAAACACUGUUAAAUCAGGUUGAUCAUCUAACAGACUUCAUUUAUAUUUUGCGCUUCAUAAUGCACCACACAUUUUCAAUGGGCAACAGGUCUGGACUGCAGGCAGGCCAGUCUAGUACCAGCACUGUUUUACUACGAAGC